UCUCCCUCUCAUAUCUUCCACCUUCUCAUUUACUAUCAUUCAAUUCAAUCUUUAUUAAUUAAAGAAUCCGCCCUUCACCGCCGUCCAUGGCUGAGCAACACCAGCGCCACCAGCAACAGCAGCAGCAGCAGAUGCAAGUUGGCCACCCGACGGAGGCAAUCAAGAGCCUUCUUCCUCAAAAGGGUCCCUCUAAAUCCCAAGUCCUUGCUGUCGUCACUCUCUUCCCUGUUGGUGGGGCCCUCCUCUGCCUUGCUGGACUGACUCUCGCCGGAACUCUGAUCGGGCUUGUUGUCGCUACGCCGGUGUUCUUGCUGUUCAGCCCGGUUUUGGUCCCGGCGGCCCUGACAAUCGCGUUGGCCGUCACUGGAUUCUUGACUUCCGGCGCCUUUGGAAUCACGGCGCUGUCGUCGCUCUCGUGGAUCAUUAACUAUAUGAGGAGAAUCAGAGGUCCAGUUGGAGAGCAGAUGGAGCAUGCAAAGCGGAGGGUGCAAGAUACUGCUGGUCAUAUGGGACAGAGAGUCGGCCAGAAGAUUCAAGAAACUGCUAGAACUUGAUCAGCCGAUCACAUGCAUGCAAGUACUCUGAUCUAAAUUCUAAUGGUGCUGUAGUCAAAAUGAGAUAAAAUCUGGAGUGUUUAAUUUCCGUGUUUCUUCGAUUAAUAUGUCCAUGUAUUCUAUACUUUUGUGUCGUUUUUAAUGCCUCCUUCUAAGUGUUUGCAGCAUUUAGUUUUUCUGUGUAAUAAAAGGGUGUUUUUUUUUUCAGCA
Messenger RNA from Nicotiana attenuata, 764 nucleotides. Its product is annotated as oleosin 18.2 kDa-like. The transcript has a single exon. Bases 87 to 554 code for a protein of 155 amino acids. NCBI's taxonomy places the organism in Eukaryota, Viridiplantae, Streptophyta, Magnoliopsida, Solanales, Solanaceae. Gene Ontology annotation, cellular component: membrane; monolayer-surrounded lipid storage body. Gene Ontology annotation, biological process: lipid storage; response to freezing; seed oilbody biogenesis. The record is from RefSeq and is a predicted model, not a curated record.